This is a messenger RNA of Oreochromis aureus, 778 nucleotides long. RefSeq lists its product as uncharacterized. Gene Ontology annotation, cellular component: external side of plasma membrane. Bases 82 to 678 code for a protein of 198 amino acids. The transcript has 4 exons. The record is from RefSeq and is a predicted model, not a curated record. Lineage: Eukaryota; Metazoa; Chordata; Actinopteri; Cichliformes; Cichlidae. Gene Ontology annotation, biological process: immune response; negative regulation of T cell proliferation; positive regulation of T cell proliferation.
GUAAACCACAACACUGGACGGACUUGUUGAAGAUAAGAAACAGUUUGCAAAUGAAAGGAGAGGAGGACACUGCUGGAGAAGAUGAUCUGCAGGAUCCUGCUGCUCAUCAUCCUCACCUCAUGUAUCUCUGGAUCAUUUGUAGUCAAUGUGACACAGACCUCCUAUCAGGCAGAGGAGAACCACAGCAUCACACUGGAGUGGACGUUCACCACCAAACCUGACAGAUCCAACAAAACUCUCAACAUCCUCUGUGAACUCUUCAUCAGUAAUAAUAACGUUUCAGUCCUGUAUCAUGUUCAUGAAGGUGUUGAGGUGUCAGAGUCUCAGGAUGAAAAGUUUUCAGGACGAGUCCAGAGUGACAAAGACGCCCUCAGAGAAGGACGAAUCAGACUUCAACUGUCCAGACUGAGGACUGAUGACUCGGGUCUGUACCUGUGUGAGGUGAACACUGAUUAUGGCUUCAGUGUUGGAAAAUGUCAACUCAACGUCACUGCAGUGAGGGAUUUUCCUGAAUCUGCGAGAAAACCUGAGGCAUCAAACACAGAGAGUCGAGGAAGGAUCGGCCUGUACUGUGGAGUGACAGCAGCUCUGCUGCUUCUCUGCUGCUUUUCAUUUAUUUACUGUCUAAAUAACAGGACUUCUACACAGAGUCGAGGGUUGGAUGUCGGAAAACUUUGAGCUCAUCAGAUGAAUAAGUGGAAAAAGUUUGAUCAACAAUGUAAAUGAGACUGCUAGAGGGUUUGGUGGAAAGAUAAUAAUGAGCCACAAUCUAGAGCUG